Molecule: messenger RNA, 1232 nt
Organism: Cannabis sativa
Lineage: Eukaryota; Viridiplantae; Streptophyta; Magnoliopsida; Rosales; Cannabaceae
Product: chlorophyll a-b binding protein 151, chloroplastic
Exons: 2
Coding region: 253-1053 (266 amino acids)
Biological process (GO): response to light stimulus; photosynthesis, light harvesting in photosystem I
Cellular component (GO): chloroplast envelope; chloroplast thylakoid membrane; plastoglobule
Source: RefSeq, a predicted model, not a curated record
ACUGAGUACCCACAUUGCCACGUGUCAAGCCAUCAACCUCUGAGAAAAUCUGCAUGGAAAUCCACACUAGUUUAUGAGAGCCAAUAGGAGGUUGGUGACGUGUAGAUUUCCUUAUCCAAAACAUCUUCAAAUUCCUUAUUAUAACGUUCGAUUGCAAACUCAGUACUUCCUCAAAAUACAUACCAAAGAUAUAUCAAAACAAACUAAGAAAGGUUAUAGAGAGUAACCUAAGCUUUAACACAAACCCUUUAUAUGGCCACCUCUGCUAUUCAACAGUCGGCCUUUGCCGGCCAGACUGCUCUGAAACAGUCCAAUGAGCUCGUCAGGAAGGUCGGCGGCGGCAGCAGUGGUGGCCGUGCCACUAUGAGGAGAACUGUUAAAAGUGCUCCCCAGAGCAUCUGGUAUGGCCCAGAUCGUCCAAAGUACUUGGGCCCAUUCUCAGAACAAAUUCCAUCAUACCUGAAUGGUGAAUUUCCAGGUGACUAUGGAUGGGACACAGCUGGAUUAUCAGCUGACCCAGAAACAUUCGCUAGAAACCGUGAACUUGAGGUCAUCCACAGUAGAUGGGCUAUGCUUGGGGCACUUGGCUGUGUUUUCCCAGAGAUUCUAUCCAAGAACGGUGUCAAGUUUGGUGAGGCAGUGUGGUUCAAGGCCGGUUCACAAAUCUUCUCAGAAGGUGGGCUCGAUUACCUUGGCAACCCAAACCUUGUCCAUGCUCAGAGCAUCUUAGCCAUUUGGGCUACCCAAGUUGUUCUAAUGGGCUUUGUUGAGGGUUACAGAGUUGGUGGAGGCCCACUUGGUGAGGGCUUAGACCCAAUCUACCCUGGUGGAGCUUUUGACCCAUUGGGCCUUGCUGAUGACCCAGAUGCUUUUGCUGAGUUGAAGGUUAAGGAACUCAAGAAUGGAAGGUUGGCUAUGUUUUCAAUGUUUGGGUUCUUUGUUCAGGCCAUUGUUACUGGCAAAGGUCCAGUUGAGAACCUCUUUGAUCAUCUUGCUGAUCCAGUAACCAACAAUGCUUGGGCCUAUGCCACAAACUUUGUCCCUGGAAAAUGAGAAAAUAAAACCCAAAUGCUUUGUUAAUUAAUAAUGUACGUUCUCCUUUUCUUUCUUUAGUUGUAAUGACUUAAUUUACCUAAAAAAAUUGGUGCUCUAGUUGAAGCUUUUUCUAUCUUUGUACUGAUCAAUUAAGCUCUGCUUCUAUAUAUAUAUAUGGUUUGCUAUGUGCUUGAAAA